GCAGAAACCAAGAAAACCAGCAGCUACAAAACCCACUUUUUGUCUGCACUUUCAAACUCCAAAGGCACGGCACUUUUUGUCUGCUUUCUCUUCUUUUAUAAACAAAACCCACUUUGAUUCACUUCUCAUUCAUCAUCAACAAACACAAAAUCGAAACCAAAUCACUUAAACAAGAAAGAAACAAAGAGAAAUGAGCUCUGCAAGCAAAACGUGGAUGGUUGCUGCAAGCAUCGGAGCCGUUGAGGCAUUGAAAGACCAACUAGGCGUGUGUCGUUGGAACUACGUGAUCCGAUCUGCGAAUCAGUAUCUACGCAACAACUUAAGAUCCGUGUCGCAAGCUAAGAAGCUCUCUUCCUCAUCAAUCGAUUAUACCAACAAGACCAAGCAAGCUGAAGAAUCGCUGAGGACAGUCAUGUACUUGAGCUGUUGGGGUCCUAGUUAAUGGACAAUGGAGGGAUUUGAAAACCCUAAUCAUAGAGUUUUGAUAAUGUCUCUUUUAGGGUUUAAAACCCUUAAAAAGGUUAAAAAUGUAUAGAAUUUGCUCUGUAAAGUGACUCUUGAGUCUUGAACUAAUGAUUAAUCUCUUUUCAUAAGAUUUGUUCAAAUCGGAUUUUUCAGUUACUGCAACUAAGUAAGAAAGACUUAAACUUUGAAUAUAAA
Molecule: messenger RNA, 660 nt
Organism: Arabidopsis thaliana (thale cress)
Lineage: Eukaryota; Viridiplantae; Streptophyta; Magnoliopsida; Brassicales; Brassicaceae
Product: Wound-responsive family protein
Exons: 1
Coding region: 191-442 (83 amino acids)
Source: RefSeq, marked reviewed